Molecule: messenger RNA, 1041 nt
Organism: Candidula unifasciata
Lineage: Eukaryota; Metazoa; Mollusca; Gastropoda; Stylommatophora; Geomitridae
Source: the annotation of a GenBank genome assembly
UCCUACAGAGACAUCUUUGUGAAUUUGCCAAAGACAAAUGCCAUCACAUUUAUUGCAUCCAUUGUCUGUAUGGUUAUCCUGGUGAUUGUGAAAGAAUUUAUCAACAAUAACCCAAAGAUUAAACCUAAACUGAAAAUGCCUGUACCUGUGGAUCUUAUUGUUGUUGUUCUUGGAACUGUAAUAUCCUAUUUUGUCAGAUUAGAAGAGGAGUAUAAAGUUAGGAUUGUGGGUCAGAUUCCUGUUGGGAUUCCAUCUCCCAACCUGGCAGCAUUUGCAUGUCUGUCAGAAGUUGUUACUGAUGCUAUUGCUAUUGCCAUUGUUGCAUUUGCCAUUUCUGUGUCAAUGGCCAAAAUAUUUGCCAGAAAACAUGACUACGAAGUGGAUGCAAAUCAGGAGUUGCUGGCAUUUGGCAUUUGCAACAUUGCUUCAUCAUUUUUUUCAUCCUUUGUAUCGGCUGUUUCUCUGUCCAGAAGUUUAGUGCAAGAAAAUGUGGGAGGUAAAACUCAGGUGACAGGGCUGGUGUCAAGUUCAGUGCUUAUAGUGGUUUUGCUUGUCAUUGGUCCAUAUUUUAAAACUCUACCAAAUUGUGUGUUGGCCAGCAUUAUCCUUGUGGCACUCAAGGGUAUGUUCAUGCAGUUUUCAGACCUCAGGGCUUUAUGGAGCAUUUCAUUUAUUGACUUUGCUGUUUGGUUAGUGUCGUUUACUGCAACUUGUUUGUUGGAUGUUGACUUAGGCUUGCUGAUUGGUGUUGGAUUUGCAUUGUUGACAGUCAUCAUGCGAUCUCAGAGACCCUACUCAUGUUUGCUUGGUCAAGUCCCAGGAACUGACAUCUAUAAAGAUAUGAAUGUUUAUAAAACUGCUGAAGAAAUACCUAAUAUCAAGAUUUUCAGAUUCGAUUCUGCACUUUUCUUUGCAAAUGCUGAGUUUUUUAGAAGCUCUUUGUACAAAAUGACAGUUGACCCAAAGGAAUUAAAAAAGAAGCAAAGAAAACUGGACAGAAAGAAAAAGAAGGAUGAGAAAGAGUUAGUGAAUAUAACAGUG